GUGUUUUGAAUCGAUGGCCAAAGUAUGUGGCUUCUGAGGAAUCAAUAUUGACUACUAACUUAGUGAAUGUCUACUUAAGUAGCUACUUUUAGACUUAAAAUAUUUAUAAGACAAUUAUCCAGCAAUUACUGAUACAUAAAUGCCAGUGAGAAUGGCCAAUAUAAGGCCGACUGGGAUGUGUAAAGAUAUUUUAAAGCCACUUCUACGCAGUAAUCACCCCAAUCAUGGUGUUGACUAAAUUUACUACAUUCUGAGAAAACUGCCAUAUAAUCCGACUCAAAGAGUUACCUUUUCGCUGAAUGGAUAAUGACACGUGUAAAAGCGCUUAAAGCACACAAAGAGUCGGUGUAUCGCCGUUGGUACGACGACGUCAGUGUCUCUGGCACUAAUAAUACAAGCUGAAUUGGUCGGGGCCAGUAGCAACGUCACUCCCUGGCGGCGGCGGCAUCAGAGAGCAGCACGGACGGCCAUCCGCGCGCAGCAGCCUCGCCUCGCCUCGCUCGCUCCGGAACUCGGCGGAUGAAGACAGUGCUGGACAGCGUCUCUCUCCUCCUGCUCUGCCGUGGGACACAUUGUCUGGACUUCCCGUUUCAGCGUCGCAGCCUCUAAGACCAAGGACCACAAGGCUCGAGCAAACACAAGAUGGUGAUUACCAGCGUGGCAUCCCUCCGAAGGACGUCGCCGGCCGUGGACGCAGAGAGCAGAUGUUUGCAGUGAAGGUGCCUAAGGAGCGGACUGGAGAGGAGGUAGUAACAGGUGCCGCGUGCCAAGGUGGAUUUGGAGGUGUGGAGGAGAGCUGAAGAUCAUGGGUAAAUCAAACAGCAAGCUCAAGCCAGAGGUGGUGGAGGAGUUGACAAGGAAAACCUACUUCACAGAGAAAGAGGUGCAGCAGUGGUACAAAGGCUUUAUUAAGGAUUGUCCAAGUGGGCAGUUGGACGCUGUGGGCUUUCAGAAGAUAUACAAGCAGUUUUUUCCUUUCGGAGACCCCACCAAGUUCGCUUCCUUCGUCUUCAAUGUCUUUGAUGAAAAUAAGGACGGACGCAUCGAGUUCUCUGAGUUCAUCCAGGCCUUGUCAGUGACUUCCCGGGGCACUCUGGAUGAGAAGCUGAGAUGGGCUUUUAAAUUAUAUGACCUUGACAACGAUGGCUACAUAACCCGCGAUGAGAUGCUGAACAUUGUAGAUGCCAUAUAUCAGAUGGUGGGGAACACCGUGGAAUUGCCAGAGGAAGAAAACACACCGGAAAAGCGAGUGGACCGUAUUUUUGCAAUGAUGGACAAGAAUGCAGAUGGGAAGCUGACUCUGCAGGAGUUCCAGGAAGGCUCAAAGGCCGACCCCUCUAUUGUUCAGGCGUUGUCCCUCUAUGAUGGACUUGUGUAGGGGUGUAAGGGCAAAGAAUAAAAGAAAGGAAAUUCAGGCUGGGCUGGAACCAAAGUGAAGAAGCCACUUUCCUCUCUGUUUGUUCUUAUGAAUAAUUCAAACGCGCCGUUUGUUUACUGGCAAUCAAAUAGUCUUGCAGUGCUGAAUGAAGAGCGAGACAGCCCUCUCCUCUCACUGCAUAAUGUACUGCAUUGGUCGCUGCCAAUUGUUGCUGACAUCCUGCUCAGUGUUUUGUCAACUGUGAAGUGAGCUUGUGAAGACAUAUUUUUAGUAAUGCAGCAGCUCUGUUUAGUAAUUAUCCAGCAUGCUCCGAACAACACUCAGGUACCACGGCUUCAUUCAUUGCAUUUGUUCAAACGGUAAUCCCUCUUACGACUUCUCAGAUGGAUCCAAUUCAGCCUCCUCCAGCCCGUUACAUGCCAACACAGCACCAUCACACCUGUAAAGGGAGGAAGCCUCAUUUUAACGCGAUCACCCAGUGGACUGAGUGGACCGCAAGCCUUUGUCACACGGACAUACCACACCUGUGUCAAGUGGCUGUUUGUCUACAUUUCCAGUGAGGAUUGUGAACGGUACAUGUGACAGAGAAUUCAAACGUGUCAGCGAAACUCACUUAUCUGUGCUUCUGCAGCUACGCGGCACCGCGUAUACGCCCCUGAGUGUUGCUCUGUGCGAACAUUUCCACCGGGACAGUGCUGCGGUUUCCCCACGGACAGUCCGAGGAGCCGAAUCCUCCUGGAUGUGUCGGCGCGCGUCUUGUUCACUCGAUGAAAAGAAUCGGAUGCACAUGAACGGCUCAGAGGAACUUUACUGCUGCUUCAGUCAUCACACGCAGAGAACCCAGGAGAAUCUGGAAAAAAAAAACAUGUGUUACGUGGUGAUAACUUGAACACUAACUUAAAGUUACAAAACAGUGUAGUGUAUAUUUUAUGAUGUAAAUAUAAUGGUAAUUUAUUUUGGGCUUCGCUGCAUUUAUGAGAGUUUCCUCAUAAAUAUGGAACGAUGUUUUAUUUUUUAUCAAAAGUGUUAGAGACGUAUUGCACUGCAUUUUUCAUGACUAUUGUUGGAUUCUUUUGUUCUCUCACAUCCUGAAGUUUCAUUUUCAGAAUGAGGGGUUUUUAUUUGAAGAGGAAUGUUGAGUGGAACUGAAUUUUCUAUGGAUUAUUUUACUAUGUUUGCAGUCUGUGCACCCUAUUGUGUUUUUUCAUGCCCCUGUUAGCACGAGCGUCCGGUGUUGGCACUGUGGCAAAGCUACGUCCUGAAAGACAAGAGCAAGCAACGCGGCAAAUUGCCACCGCUUACAUCUGAAUGGAGGCUCGGCAUUUCUUUUGAGAGCGUCGUACUCCACCUUCAGCAACACAAAGCCCUGGUCACUGAGAGGCACAAACAGACAUCAAUUCUGGCUGUAAAGCUUUUGCGAGCCCUGUAGCUGCAAUUGUCUACUUGAUAUUUGUCCUGUGUAAGGCCAGAGCAUGUGAUGAUGCCUUUUCUUUCAUUCUUUAAUUAUUUUAGUUAGAUCAUUGAGAUGUUUAUCAGCUUCACUGGUUUUAUGCCUUAUGCAAAUGAUAAUUUACUAAAUUAUAAAUGUCAUUUACCUGUUGAUUAACACUAUAAGAGCACAGAAUAAAAUGCAUUUAAGUGGC
This is a messenger RNA of Mugil cephalus (flathead mullet), 3021 nucleotides long. It is a transcript of the gene ncs1b, whose product is annotated as neuronal calcium sensor 1b. Lineage: Eukaryota; Metazoa; Chordata; Actinopteri; Mugiliformes; Mugilidae. Gene Ontology annotation, molecular function: calcium sensitive guanylate cyclase activator activity; calcium ion binding. The coding region runs from base 806 to 1378 and encodes 190 amino acids. The record is from RefSeq and is a predicted model, not a curated record. The transcript is spliced from 10 exons.